This is a messenger RNA of Phacochoerus africanus (Common warthog), 2063 nucleotides long. It is a transcript of the gene RBMX, whose product is annotated as RNA binding motif protein X-linked. Gene Ontology annotation, cellular component: spliceosomal complex. The transcript has 9 exons. Gene Ontology annotation, molecular function: RNA binding. The record is from RefSeq and is a predicted model, not a curated record. NCBI's taxonomy places the organism in Eukaryota, Metazoa, Chordata, Mammalia, Artiodactyla, Suidae. The coding region runs from base 188 to 1360 and encodes 390 amino acids. Gene Ontology annotation, biological process: positive regulation of mRNA splicing, via spliceosome.
UCGUUCCCGGGCAGUAUAAAGUUUGCUGUCUCCUUUGUUCGCCCUCGUUGCGCAGUAGUGCGAGCCGCUUCUCCCUUCCGUCUUCGAGACCGGCCGCCCUCCCGCGUCCCGAGCUGCUAGGAAUCCGCUAUCGCAGGAGCCUGGGACCGUUGUUACCCCUCCGGUAGACUUAGACCAGGGGAGAAAAAUGGUUGAAGCAGAUCGCCCUGGGAAGCUCUUCAUUGGUGGCCUCAAUACUGAAACAAAUGAGAAGGCCCUUGAGGCAGUAUUUGGCAAAUAUGGACGAAUAGUGGAAGUUCUCUUGAUGAAAGAUCGUGAAACUAAUAAGUCUAGAGGAUUUGCUUUUGUCACCUUUGAAAGCCCAGCAGAUGCUAAGGAUGCAGCCAGAGACAUGAACGGAAAGUCCUUAGAUGGGAAAGCUAUCAAAGUAGAACAAGCCACUAAACCAUCAUUUGAAAGUGGUAGACGCGGACCACCUCCACCUCCAAGAAGCAGAGGCCCUCCGAGAGGCCUUAGAGGCGGAAGAGGAAGUGGAGGAACCAGGGGACCUCCCUCACGUGGAGGGCACAUGGAUGAUGGUGGCUAUUCCAUGAAUUUUAACAUGAGUUCUUCCAGGGGACCACUUCCAGUAAAAAGAGGACCACCACCACGAAGUGGGGGUCCUCCUCCUAAAAGAUCUGCCCCUUCAGGACCAGUUCGCAGUAGCAGUGGAAUGGGAGGAAGAGCUCCUGUAUCACGUGGAAGAGAUAGUUAUGGAGGCCCACCUCGAAGGGAACCCCUGCCCUCUCGUCGAGAUGUUUAUUUGUCCCCAAGAGAUGAUGGAUAUUCUACUAAAGACAGCUAUUCAAGCAGAGAUUACCCAAGUUCUCGUGAUACAAGAGAUUACGCACCACCACCAAGAGAUUAUACUUACCGUGAUUACGGUCAUUCCAGUUCACGUGAUGACUAUCCAUCAAGAGGCUAUAGUGAUAGAGAUGGCUAUGGUCGUGAUCGUGACUAUUCAGAUCAUCCAAGCGGAGGUUCCUACAGAGACUCAUAUGAGAGUUAUGGUAACUCACGUAGUGCUCCACCUACACGAGGGCCCCCGCCAUCUUAUGGUGGAAGCAGUCGCUAUGAUGAUUACAGCAGCUCACGUGACGGAUAUGGUGGAAGUCGAGACAGUUACUCAAGCAGCCGAAGUGAUCUCUACUCAAGUGGUCGUGAUCGGGUUGGCAGACAAGAAAGAGGGCUUCCCCCUUCUAUGGAAAGGGGGUACCCUCCUCCACGAGAUUCCUACAGCAGUUCAAGCCGCGGAGCACCAAGAGGUGGUGGCCGUGGAGGAAGCCGAUCUGAUAGAGGGGGAGGCAGAAGCAGAUAUUAAAAAACAAACAAAACUUUGGACCAAAAUCCCUGUUCAAAGAAACAAACAAAAGUGGAACCUAUUCUGUCAUAACUACCCAAGGACUACUAAAAGGAAAAAUUGUGUUACCUUUUUAAAAUUUCCUGUUAAGUUCCCCUUCCACAAUUUUUAUGUUCUUGUGAGGAGAAAAGUAAAAUGUUUAAUCUUAUUUGAUUUUAUGACAUUGCUUUCAAUAAGCAAAUGUUAAAUGUGUUAAGACUUGACAUGUGUGCUAGUGUUGUAAUUUUCCAAGUAAAAGUGUCCGUAAAGGCCACUUCCUCUAAGAUUUUUCCCAGUAAAUGAUGAGGCAAGCAAUUCUAAGAUCUUCCACAAACUGUCUAGCCACCUAAAAUGGAGCGAUGAGUCGUCCUCCUGCCUAUUCAAACAAGCUAGCUGUUAGAGGGUGGUCGGGGUUAUGCUACUCUUAGGAUUUCAGAAUGUCUUCAAACUGAAAUCUCAAUGUUCUCAGUAUGAAAAACCUGAGAUCAGAUGCUUAUAUGUAAGGAAAGUGCUAUUCGCCCAGUAAACACUCAAAAAAAGCAAAUGGAUAAUGGCCAUAUUUUGUCUUUCUGACAUUUCCUUGGGAAUCUACAAGGAAAACCCCUUUCCCCCUCCCCCGAUAAGACCAUUUAAGUGUGUGUUAAGCAACUACAGAAUACUAAAUAAAAAGUUUGGCCAAAACCAA